ACGGCCGUUGUGGUCGGGCAAGCUGCGAAACGACGGAUUGAUUCCCAUCCACACCACACCCUGUAUCAAGCCAAACGCGUUUUGGGGCGGCCCUCGGACGACCCCGCCAUGACGGAAUUGCGGGAGGAGGUCGAAUUCGCCGUGACGGCCGACCCCGAGCACGGCGUCGUCUUUGGUGUGCCCGAGACGUCGCGGCCAAUUUCACCACAGCAGGUGGGAUCGUACGUCGUCAGUCAUCUCAUGAGAAUCACCGAAACCUUUUUGGGACACGACAACAUCAAAUCGGCCGUUAUUUGCGUCCCCGCCAAAUUCAAUGCCGCGCAAAAACUCGCCACGUACCAAGCUUUCCGACAAGCCGGUGUUACCGUCGCGCGUGUCGUAGAAGAGCCCACAGCAGCCGCUUUGGCUUACGGGUUGAAUCGGAAAGAAGGUGUGGAUCACAUCCUCGUGUACGAUUUUGGUGGAGGCACACUCGACGUUUCCUUGCUGCACGUGAGCGACGGGUUCGUCGACGUCAUGGGCAGCGACGGAGACGAUCGACUGGGUGGUGCGGAUUUUGACGCGGCCAUUGCUCACUUUUUGCUCGAGCAUCGCCAUGGACAGGCCGUAGUUUCUCGAGUCUCACAAGCGUUACAGUCACUGGUCCAAGCUCUGCCCAGCAAUGUGGAUCUAGAAGACCAGCUUUCGGCAUCGUAUGUGUCUCUCGAAGGUUUUUGCACCGACCUGACCACUUUCCGGCUGUCGCUAACCUCUCGCGAGUACGAACAGAGUGUGCAAGCGCUGUACGCACGCUCCAUUUCGCCCGUGACACGCCUACUGAACGACUUGAAUUUGCGUCACGAUGAUGUUGACGAGGUUGUCAUGGUGGGCGGGACAACCCGCAUCCCACAAAUACGAAAACUCGUUCAACAGGCACUGCCAUCAGCAUCUGUGAAUACACAUAUUGAUCCGGACAUCACCGUGGCUUACGGUGCCGCUUCCGUAAUAGACUGA
This is a messenger RNA of Phaeodactylum tricornutum CCAP 1055/1, 993 nucleotides long. RefSeq lists its product with no specific name. The annotation marks the transcript as partial. Gene Ontology annotation, biological process: protein refolding; cellular response to unfolded protein. The record is from RefSeq and is a predicted model, not a curated record. NCBI's taxonomy places the organism in Eukaryota, Bacillariophyta, Bacillariophyceae, Surirellales, Neidiaceae. Gene Ontology annotation, cellular component: cytoplasm; mitochondrion. The transcript has 2 exons. Gene Ontology annotation, molecular function: ATP binding; heat shock protein binding; ATP hydrolysis activity.